This is a messenger RNA of Colletotrichum orchidophilum, 1068 nucleotides long. RefSeq names its product homocysteine S-methyltransferase. Gene Ontology annotation, biological process: S-methylmethionine cycle. Lineage: Eukaryota; Fungi; Ascomycota; Sordariomycetes; Glomerellales; Glomerellaceae. Gene Ontology annotation, molecular function: S-adenosylmethionine-homocysteine S-methyltransferase activity. Bases 1 to 1068 code for a protein of 355 amino acids. The transcript has a single exon. The record is from RefSeq and is a predicted model, not a curated record.
AUGGCCGUCUCUUUUCAGCAAUCUAGGGUUCUCAUCCUCGAUGGUGGUCUCGGCACCUCUUUGGAAGACAAGUACGGCAUCAAGUUCGACUCAGCCAUCACGCCUCUCUGGUCUACUCACCUGCUCGUCGAUGGUCAGGACACCCUUCUCGCCUGCCAGAAAGACUUUGGAGAUGUGCCCGUCGACAUCAUUCUCACUGCUACGUACCAGCUGUCCAUCCAUGGAUUUGCCAACACGCGCACUGCCCAGUUCCCCAACGGCAUCAACAAAGCCGCCAUUGGCAACUUUAUUCAAAACGCCCUUCGCAUCGCCGAUGAGGCAGGACGCUCGCAUGGAAGCAAGACGGCUCUAAGCAUAGGUCCCUAUGGAGCUUGCAUGAUCCCUGGCCAAGAGUACAGCGGCGCUUAUGACGCCGAGCACGAUUCCCUCGAGAAGCUGCGCGACUGGCAUGCCGAGCGGUUGCAACUCUUCCAAAACGCUGGUGCUUUCUCGCCCCCCGUCAGCUACGUCGCCAUUGAGACUAUCCCCCGCACCGAUGAGAUCAAGGCCGUGAGGCAGGCUCUGGACAAGACCCGGGUCUUGGCGGCCUCCGAGACUCCCAUUCCUUUCUGGAUCGCAUCCUUGUUCCCGAGAGAGGACUCUCUGCUGCCGGAUAGAUCUUCUAUCAAGGAGGCUGUGACGGCCAUGCUCAGCCGCGACGUUGCGGCAAGCCGUCCCUGGGGAAUCGGCAUCAAUUGCACCAAGGUCUGGAAGUUGGAGUCUCUGAUCCAGAGCUACGAAUCGGCUGUCAAAGAACUCAUCCAGGAGAGUGCCGUUGACGCCGCUCCGGCUCUAAUUGUCUACCCGGAUGGCACCAACGGUGAAGUUUACAACACGACGACUCAGAAAUGGGAGCUUCCUGAAGGAUCACAACACCCUACCACGUCAUGGGAAGCCCAACUCUCUCAAGUAGUUGCUAACGCCGAAUCUCGAGGAUUCUGGAAACAGAUUGUUGUGGGUGGAUGCUGCAGAGCAAGCCACGCUGAUAUUGCUCGGCUGCGAACUGCAGUAGAAGGCCUUUCUCGGUAG